Penicillium maclennaniae is the source of this 390-nucleotide messenger RNA. RefSeq lists its product as uncharacterized. NCBI's taxonomy places the organism in Eukaryota, Fungi, Ascomycota, Eurotiomycetes, Eurotiales, Aspergillaceae. Bases 1 to 390 code for a protein of 129 amino acids. The record is from RefSeq and is a predicted model, not a curated record. The transcript is spliced from 2 exons.
AUGUUCCCAAGCUACUCAAAAAAGAAACGACUGCCUCCCGGGCGGACCUUGCUCGCCAUUUACCUCUUCAACCUCCAGUUGCUCCAAGACCUCCCGCUCCAGAUCGGCCAUGUGAAACUCAUUGGUCCAGCGAGCAGCAUACCCUUUCGGCUUUCGAUCAUCGAUAUCUUCAAACAUCUUUCCAACCUCGUCCGGGUAUUUCCGGUUGAUGAUGAUGGUGGCGAGCAAAUUGCGGAUGUGGAUGUUGGCCUUGUCUGUAUCUUUGAUGGUUUUGAAGUGCUGGAUGAGCAGGCACAUCUCUUUCGUGGUGAAGCUGAUGGGAAGAGUCUCGCUUUCGGCACGUUGAAAGACUCGCUCUGCACGAGCAGCGAUCGUCUCUUGCACUGGUAA